Molecule: messenger RNA, 453 nt
Organism: Zeugodacus cucurbitae (melon fly)
Lineage: Eukaryota; Metazoa; Arthropoda; Insecta; Diptera; Tephritidae
Gene: Tom7
Product: mitochondrial import receptor subunit TOM7 homolog
Exons: 2
Coding region: 161-325 (54 amino acids)
Biological process (GO): protein import into mitochondrial matrix
Cellular component (GO): mitochondrial outer membrane translocase complex
Source: RefSeq, a predicted model, not a curated record
CAUUCUAAACCGAAUACAACUUCGCGUGAGCUCACAGCUGUUAAGUUCUUGUCAAAUUUAUUUAAAACUCGUGUUGUGUAAAAUUUUCUUGCGCACAUAAAUUAUUAAGCGUAUUUUAUUUUCACAAAGUUUCGGCUGCAUUUAACUUAAACAUAGCAUUAUGGCGUUAUCACCUGGCGUAAAAGAACGUUUAGAAGUAGUUUACGAUGUUGCAAAGACCACAUUUCACUGGGGCUUCAUCCCAAUGGUGCUAUACUUGGGUUUCCGAAAGGGCGCUGAACCCGGCAUGCCACCACUAUCUCUACUGAGCUUGCUUUGGCAAUAAAACAAAACUGGGUAACUUCACGGGGGGAUUCAUAAGUGGAAACAUUGUUGUAACGAAGUGUUUUUGGUCUGAUAAUGGCUAUGUGCUUUAGUAUGUUUCAAAUGAAAUAAUAAAUUUGUUGAAUAUUA